Molecule: messenger RNA, 1334 nt
Organism: Daphnia magna
Lineage: Eukaryota; Metazoa; Arthropoda; Branchiopoda; Diplostraca; Daphniidae
Exons: 4
Coding region: 187-1257 (356 amino acids)
Source: RefSeq, a predicted model, not a curated record
AUCACCCAACUUGCCCCUUGGAAUGUCCCUCCGUCAGCCAUACAGAGAAGGCUCAAACUUUCUGUUGAGAUCAGUUUCGUCUAAAUUGGUUUACACAGUGAUUGCUGUCCUACCAUUUUAGAGAUUAUAAAAUACAAAUAAAAAUAAAGUCUUUCAUUUUAGUUUAAUUCGCUGUUUUCCAUUACGAUGCAGUUGACGGUGAAGACAUCAGCGCUGACAGGUUUUUUUAUUUUGGUGAUACUGGUCAUGAUUAAGUUGAAGAUUGGAACACUAGUAUCAAUCAGUUUAAUCGUACAAAGUGAUAUCGUUGAUGGUGACGGUUGUCGAAGUACCGACAAUUACUUAAACCGACGGUUUUACCUGCUGCAAAACAAUACGAGUAGUUACGGUGUCUAUGAAAAUGGCGGUGAGGAAACGGAUGCGAAAGAAAGCAGCAAUCAAAUAAGUCAUCCCGGUCGGACUCGACGUUUAGUUCAAGAGUACGAUAUGGAAGACUUUGUUUGGUGUUUGGAUUCUUUGUCUUUGAAGAGAAAAAGACGUCCAAUACAUAUUGCGUUUAUUGGUGAUUCAACAGUUCGUCAGCACUUCAUCAGCUUCCAGCGCUGGGUUCCCGACUACGAUAGAAAGAUAGGGAGCCAAUCGACAGUCUUUGCCCAAUACCCCUUCCAUGAGGACCGCAAUUUGACAAGCCAAGUGCUGGAUAACUUGAUUGUGUCUUUCUAUUGGCGUAACCUCAUCAAGGAAGACUUAAUUGCCGAUUUCAAGCGAUGGGCAUCGACUAGUGACCAUAAUCAUGCUCCUGAUUUCAUUCUACUGGGCAUAACAGCUCAUCACAUAGUUCCUAAUAAUGUGACCAAAGGUUUACAAGAAUAUGAGACACUUUUCGUCGAAAAUGUGUUGCCUUUUGUCAAUCGGAGUUUGACUCUUCAUCCUCAACAGAAGAUUGUUUGGCUGCUGCAGAACCCUACAAUGGAAUACGCUGGUCCCAGCGCUGAUCGCAAAGUUCGGGUUAUUAAUCCAGAGAAGAUUGUUCAAUACAAUUCCGUGAUUCGUCGUAUCUUCAAAGGUACAAGAGUUGUAAUAUGGGAUGCUGUUGGCGUCCUUGUAGAAGAAUAUCUACGCGCCUGCUUUCUGAGUAAAUUCCAUCGAAAAGACAAGUCGUGGUACGCCAAUUGCCAGGACUUUAUCCAUCCAGGAUACAGGGCUUUGUCUAUUAGCACCCAACAUAUUAUCAAUCACAUUUGUAACGAAUACUGAAGCAUCCUUUGAUGGAUGUAUUAUUAUUUAUAAUAUACAGUCACUUCACAGAGCGAAAUUUUGUCUGAAGACUUCUA